CACAUAGAAACUGUGUUAUGGUGGAUUUUCACUAGAGGUCGGUGUAACGUGUAACUACACCUGAAACUCGCCUGGGCUGUCUUUUUGUUUACUUCAUUUAAAAAUGUUGGCUAAAUUAACAUGAAAUAAACAAAAACCUGUUAAAUACCCAGUCAUUAAAGUACCAAAUAAAUCUUUCAUUCUCAGAGCUGACGGUAGUAGCGAUGGCUGCGUCGUGUCACGUGACCACCGCACGUUCGGAUUUAGAUGCGGAAGUAAAGUCAAACCUGAGAAUGUUCAGCAGGGCUGAGCAGUUUCUGAGUGUUUUAGGAUGAAAGGUCACCAAAUAUGAAACUUGUGUAGAUAAUAACACGUCAGACAGUAAAGUCAAGCAGAUAUAGUGGAAAGUGGAUUUAAACCGACGUGACGACAGAUAAAUGGCGAGCAGUAAUUUACAGAAAGCCAUAGAUCUGGCCAGCAAAGCAUCAGAGGAAGACAAAGCUAAAAACUACGAAGAGGCUCUCAAAUGUUACCAGCAUGCUAUCCAGUACUUCCUACAUGUUAUCAAAUAUGAGGCUCAGGGGGAACGAGCAAAGCAGAGCAUCAGGGCCAAAUGUGCCGACUACCUGAACAGAGCCGAGCAGCUUAAGGAAUACCUGAGGAAUAAGAAGAGUCCUCCAGCCAGACCAGUUGGAGAGUCUGCUGAUAAAGGGGGUGAAAGUGAUGAAGAGGAAGACCAAGAAAAGAAGAAGUUCAAAAAUCAGCUCUCAGGUGCCAUCGUUAUGGAGAAGCCCAACGUGAAGUGGAACGACGUCGCUGGACUUGAGGGAGCCAAGGAAGCGUUAAAAGAAGCUGUUAUCCUGCCCAUCAAAUUCCCCCAGCUGUUUACUGGAAAGCGCACUCCCUGGAGGGGGAUUCUCCUCUUUGGCCCUCCUGGAACAGGAAAGUCCUACCUGGCCAAAGCGGUGGCGACAGAAGCAAACAACUCCACCUUCUUCUCCGUCUCCUCCUCUGAUCUGGUGUCCAAGUGGCUGGGGGAGAGUGAAAAACUGGUAAAGAAUCUGUUUGCUUUAGCCCGAGAACACAAACCAUCCAUCAUCUUCAUCGAUGAGAUCGACUCCCUCUGUGGCUCCAGGAGUGAAAACGAGAGUGAAGCAGCUCGCAGAAUAAAGACAGAGUUCCUGGUCCAGAUGCAGGGUGUUGGAAAUGACAAUGAGGGAAUCCUUGUUCUGGGUGCCACCAAUAUUCCCUGGACACUAGACUCUGCCAUCAGGAGAAGGUUUGAAAAGCGAAUUUACAUUCCUCUGCCGGAGGACCACGCCCGCUCCUCCAUGUUCAAGCUGCACCUGGGCUCCACCCCCAACAGCCUGACGGAGGGGGACUUCAUCAGUCUGGGCAAGAAGACAGACGGGUAUUCUGGAGCAGACAUCAGCAUAAUCGUCAGAGACGCCCUCAUGCAGCCGGUCAGGAGGGUUCAGUCAGCAACUCACUUCAAGAAGGCUCAGGGAUUACCACCAUUCAGCGACUCGGGGGUCAUGGUUAACGAUCUGCUGACGCCUUGCUCGCCUGGAGAUCCCAAUGCCAUAGAGAUGACGUGGAUGGACGUUCCUGGGGAUAAGCUCCUAGAGCCCGUUGUCUCCAUGGCGGACAUGCUGCGGUCUCUGAGCAACACCAAGCCCACGGUCAAUGAGCACGACUUGGAAAAGCUCAAGAAGUUUACGGAGGAUUUUGGCCAAGAAGGCUAAAAAUCGCAACAAUCCACCCAGAAACUGGACUGCAGUCAUUUCCACCGUUUAUCUUUUUGCUUCACUGAAGUUUGUUUACAUGUAUAUUAAUAAUCUCUCUGGCACUGUCACCAAAUACGAGGCGGAUAGUUCUGCCCCGGAGAAACCUGGUUUCAUGGUUUUAUUCCAAUUUAUGAAUUCUUGCUCUUUUUUUAAACAUAAUAAACUGUUUUCUUAAUUUAUUUCACUGCACAAGAUUAUUUCCAAGCUUUAGUGUUUUUGAUGUUACUGAAAAUAGUUUAAACCAUUUCUAAAUUCAGUUUUGUAUAAUGCCUGUACACAUUUAUUAUGUAGCGUGAGUUGAUCCAGCUUUAAAACCAGAUGUACAAUUACACAAUAUGAGCAGUCGGUGCCUUUUGGGUUUAAAUAUCCGGACACUUGUAGAUGUUACAGCAGCAGAGUUUGAGGUCAUUUCUUGUAUCUUAUGUUCUGUGAACAAAUCUCAGGGCUAAAUAAAGCAAAAUGAUGCAAAAAGAAA
This is a messenger RNA of Nothobranchius furzeri (turquoise killifish), 2241 nucleotides long. Its product is annotated as vacuolar protein sorting-associated protein 4B. The record is from RefSeq and is a predicted model, not a curated record. Gene Ontology annotation, biological process: vacuole organization; endosomal transport. Gene Ontology annotation, molecular function: ATP binding; ATP hydrolysis activity. NCBI's taxonomy places the organism in Eukaryota, Metazoa, Chordata, Actinopteri, Cyprinodontiformes, Nothobranchiidae.